AUGGAGGAGGAACAGGUACUGCGCGAUGUUGCUAGACCCACUGAGCAGAAAAUUCACCCAAUAAAAGAGGUCACGUUUGGUGCCAUUUCAGGAAUGGUUGGUAAAUUAAUCGAGUUUCCUCUUGACACAAUCAAGGUUCGACUACAGUCUAAUCAUGGCCAAUCGCCCAUAACAACAAUACAAAUGAUCCGCCAAACGUAUCACAACGAAGGAUUUGUACAUGGAUUUUAUAAGGGAUUGAAAGCUCCAUUGCUUGGUGCAUGUUUAGAAACAGCAAUAUUAUUUAGUAGUUACAACUAUGCUUCGACUUUUAUCGCCAACCGAAUCGAUAAAUCCAAUGGAACUAACUCGAGAAAGAUUGUUUCAGUCGACGACAUACCAUUCUGGAGCAAAUGCGUCUCCGGUGGAUUUGCUGGACUCAUGGCCAGUUUUAUCUUGACACCCGUAGAGCUCGUGAAAUGCCAAUUACAAGUGGUCAAUAUGCAUAAUAGCACACCUUUAACUAUUCUGUCACAAUUACUGCCGCAGGUGCAAAAGUCAUCAUCAUCAUCAACAACAUCAACAACAACAACAGCAACAACAACAACAUCAACAUCAACAUCAACAACGCACUCUUACUCUUCAAUAGUAAAGCGAACAAUAAAGGAUAAUGGUAUAACCGGAUUAUGGAAGGGGCUCGAAUCCACUAUAAUCAGAGAAGUUGUAGGCACAGCAAUUUGGUUUGGCACUUUUGAAUACCUCAACAAUCACUUCAAAAGUACUGCUGACCCAUGGAUUGAGAACCAAGAUUUACAAUUACUAUUUAGUGGUGCUGUAGCUGGGGUUACCUUCAAUUUGUCUGUGUUCCCCGUUGACACCAUCAAGUCAAACAUUCAAACACAUGAUAUCUUAAACAAAGCAGAACAUAAACAAUCAAACACAAACUUUUGGAAGGAGGCUAGGAAAUUGGUGCUGAGGAAGGGAGGCAUAAUAAAUCUCUAUAAUGGAUUGGGCAUCACUUUGGUAAGGUGUGUACCAGCAAACGCAUUAAUAUUUUAUACAUAUGAACUCUUGAAACGCAAUUUCUAA
Molecule: messenger RNA, 1068 nt
Organism: Lodderomyces elongisporus
Lineage: Eukaryota; Fungi; Ascomycota; Pichiomycetes; Serinales; Debaryomycetaceae
Gene: ARG11
Product: Arg11p
Exons: 1
Coding region: 1-1068 (355 amino acids)
Biological process (GO): mitochondrial L-ornithine transmembrane transport
Cellular component (GO): mitochondrion
Molecular function (GO): L-ornithine transmembrane transporter activity
Source: RefSeq, a predicted model, not a curated record